AUGAGCGAACAAACCCAACUCCAGUUACUCGUCCCUUCUUCAUCUCCUUCAUCUCCAUGUUCUCCUCCUUCCCACAACCCGCAAGACGAAGAUCCACAGGGUCAUGAUUUGCUUCCGGCCUUUAAGUCCUAUCCUCAAAUCAAACCCAAAUUCCCGCCUCAAUUGAACCCACGUGAUCUAAUCGUGACAAAAAAAUCUCAAGAUGAAACUCUACCCCCAAUUAUCUCGAGGGUACCUAAUGCCUUUAUCAUUUAUCGCAAGCAAUUCGUGAAAAGUGCCCGUGAACAAGGUUACUUCUUGCCGAUGACCGUGAUUUCAUCGAUGGCUUCGGCGUCUUGGGAAAACGAAGACGAAGAGGUUAAACUUGAAUACAAGAGGAUAGCAAAGGAGGUUUUAAAGUGUAAAAAAGAAAUGUAUCCCAAGGUUAGCAAUAGGAAAAGGAAGGAUAAGUGGAAUAUUGUUCAUUAUCGACCUAGAUCUUUAAAGAAUGGUGGAAGGAGAACGAGUGUAAAAAAAGAGGAGAUAAGGGACCAGAAUACUGACAUGAGUUUUGGUGACGAUGCGACUAAAGCCAAUGGCGUGAGCGACUGCUGCGAUACUAUUGGGAAUGAUGUGAAUUGGUCAGUAUACCUGACUCCUGCACUUUCAGAGUCAACGUCAUCGUUAUCAUCCCGAUCGUCAGUAUCAUCGCCGACAUUCGGUCUGACGCCUCAGGAUCAUAAGAUUUCGGAUCUUUUGUCUGAAAUUUUUAAUAACUCUGAUAUCCAUAAAAACGACGAUAUCACCAGCUCGACUGGCUUAUUGAACUUUGACCAUUUGACACCAACUUCCACACAUUCGAGUCCAGUUUUGUCGAAUGAGUUGAUCGCAAAGAAUCACGAAGACUGCACCGAAUCAAAUUUCUAUGGAUCCGACACUUGUGAAGUAAAGAGGUCGAAUGACGAGACAAAUAAACAGAACCAAAUUGAUCUUACUAACUUUGAGUUCGCCGACGACUCUGAACGUCAAAAAUUUGAAGAGCUUUACAAUACACAUUAUCAACUUUUAUCUAACUUUGUUCCAAACUUUGAGAUUCCGAAUGAAUUUUUAAAUUUAAUACCGGACGGUAGCAUUACCGGAUCGAAUAAUGAAUUCUUUGAUAGUUCGUACAACGAUUUCAAUAACAUGAACAAUGAAUUUUAUAACCUCAAUGAUUCAUUUAACAAUACUUAUGGUAACGAAUGUACGGAGGAGAACGGCAUUUUUAAUAACUGUCCAAAUUUUGACCUUUCAAAUUCACUAGGUAUUUAUAAACACAACGGCGUAUAG
This is a messenger RNA of Acaulospora morrowiae, 1308 nucleotides long. The record is from the annotation of a GenBank genome assembly. NCBI's taxonomy places the organism in Eukaryota, Fungi, Glomeromycota, Glomeromycetes, Diversisporales, Acaulosporaceae.